Messenger RNA from Dermacentor silvarum, 4994 nucleotides. Its product is annotated as sulfotransferase 1A2. Bases 312 to 1511 code for a protein of 399 amino acids. Gene Ontology annotation, molecular function: sulfotransferase activity. Gene Ontology annotation, biological process: sulfation. The record is from RefSeq and is a predicted model, not a curated record. Lineage: Eukaryota; Metazoa; Arthropoda; Arachnida; Ixodida; Ixodidae. Gene Ontology annotation, cellular component: cytoplasm. The transcript has 6 exons.
GCGGUGCUGUGGUUGCUUUAAUGGCCGCGCCCACGAAAUUCAGAUUGGGAUCUACGACAUCGUUCGCCUGAACGGGAUUUGAUUCCGUACUGAAAGCAAGCCUUGGCAUCGGCUACUCAGCAAAAAGACGUCGAUGACUCGGCUAUCGAUUCACCGCAUUCGCCGCGUCGUCCUUCUUGGGACACUUUGAACCGUCGCUGUCUCGGACGUCGGGGUCACAGUCGUCCGUGUCACAGUCCGAAAACAGCUGUCUACAUUGACCUAACAACUCGAGUGACCGUGACGGUUCGACCGUCGUCGGCCUGACAGUCAUGUUGACGUCUAGAAGUGCCGCCACCGUGUUCAGGAUAGCGCUUCCUCGGCGGUCCGUCGCGGAAAUAUGCCGUCGCACGGCGAUUCCGACUACUGCGCGGCCGCGACGUCUCUACUGCGAGCAGCAGCAGCCGCGCAACGGUGAAGGGUACGACGCUCGCCGGUACAGGCUCGCCAAGAGGCUCUUCUCGACGGCGCUGUUCGGGGGCACGUUGGCGGCCGCGCUGUACUUCAAGCGGCGGCGGCAGGCCGAGCACAGCGAGCUGUUCCGGGAGUGCGUGAUGCUGCCCCGCGACGACAAUUACGCGUCGAACAUGUACUUCUACAACUACCGCGGCUACGUGUUCCCGGGCAUGGUCAUCAGGUCGCUGCCCAGGGUCCAGGCGCUCAGGGCCAGGCCGGACGACAUAUACGUCGUGUCGUUUCCCAAGACUGGUACGACGUGGGUGCAGGAGAUCGUUUACCUCAUUGUGACGGGGCUUGACUUUCGGUCUGCGUCAGAACGCAACAUGGAGCAGCGGUUUCCCUUCCUCGAGUACUUCUACCCCGGUGUUUCAACCAUUGAGAACUCUCCGGACACCCGCAUGGUCAAGACACACCUCCCCUUCUCCCUGCUACCGGAGUCGAUACGCACAGAAAACCCAAAGAUUAUCUACAUUAUGCGGAACCCCAAGGAUGUCUGUGUAUCACUAUACCACUUCACAAGGCUUAUCAAAGAGACGGGAUAUGAGGGAAGCUUCAAGGAUUUCUUUGAAUCGUUCCUGAAAGGGCAUGUGUCUUACGGACCCAUCUGGAAGCACUAUCUCGAAUGGUGGGAACACAGGAAUGAUCCCAAUGUGCUCGUCAUCUCGUAUGAAGAUCUCCACAAGGAUGCCUGCAGCGUGAUCCAGAGAAUAGCCCUCUUCCUGGGCCGGCCGCUACGCGAUGAUGAGGUGUUGGCCAUCGCCGAGCACUGCAACUUCAGGCACAUGGCGCACAACCCGGCCGCCAACUACGAGCACUGGCGCAAGCUUGGCUUUGUCAACCUUCAGGAAGGAGGCUUCAUGAGGAAAGGAAUCGUUGGCGACUGGAAGAACUACUUCACACCAGAGAUGAAUGCCCAAAUGGACGCCUGGCUAGAGGAAAAAUUCGGCAACACGGACCUGACCUUUGUCUACGAGCUUCCGCCCGAUGAGCAAGCUGAGAAGGAUGCUGUCUAGUCCCACUUAUAGUUUUUUAUGAAUUUCAAUUGUGAAACUGUUAGAACAUGACAGCUAACUUGUGAUUUACACAGCAAGUGUACAGCAACGUUUGGCCAACACAGUUGUUUUCUUGGGACUGUUAAACUUGCACAGCUGUGGAGGAUUUUUGAAGAAUUUAGGUGUUCAAAUUGAUAUGUGUUGCAAACAGCCCAGCAGUAUAUUGUGUCGAGAUUGAUGUUCCUUCGGUGCUGGAAACAAACAUGCCUUUCCGUGAUAAUGGAUUUAGCUGGUCCGUAUACGUACUGCCACUUGCGGAAUACUGGAGACAUGAACAUGACAAGCAUAUAUGGCGGUGCCAUCAUGUGACAUCGAGUUCAACAAGAGCACACAAAGCUCUUAUUGCCAUGACAGGCUGUGCACUAGUCAUGUGCUAGUGUAAGAGUGAAAGCUGCAGCAUAAUCAUUUUCCUUUGACGAGAGGAGCAUGAUACAAAAAGAAAUGUUUUAUAUGGUGGAACAAACUGCCACAAGAUGUCGUUACCAGCGUUGCUGCUGCCAUCCAUGCCCUCAGUGUUCUGGUAUUCUGUAAACUAUAGUAAGUAUAUGGAUCCGCUAAAGCACUCCAUCAUUGCACUGCUUCCAACAUGCCCUAUGAAGAUAACACUAGCACAGUUCUCUACAUAUGUUGUUUGGCCCAACAAAUAUACUGAACUCUAUGCCUGAACAGGGUGUAGGGAAUGAGCCUUCGAAAUGGUGCUGACAUACAUGCCUUCUUUCUUGCUUGUCUCCUGGCAAGCAGGUUUCAUCAUCAACAGUGGUUUUCCCACUGGGUUGGCCAUCUUGGUUGGGGCAAGUUAGUCCUGGCAAGCAGGUUUCAUCAUCAACAGUGGUUUUCCUACUGGGUUGGCCAUCUUGGUUGGGGCAAGUUAGUCCUCCGGGGAAAGAACUCUUGCAGAAUUUUCCACAAGGUUUUGCUUCAUUUUGUGUAGCACCUUCUGCAAAAGUGUCUCCAUGUGCUGAAGGGUUUCGCAGUUUAGCAGAGCACAGUUGAUACCAUAGGGCUGCGAAUCAUUCAUAUUGGAUAGUGCAAACUGGAACAGACCACACAAAAUGGAGACAGGGCAUGUACUUGUCGGAUCUCGUUUUUCGUCUGCUACAGUCUGCUAUUUAUUAUGAACUGUCCCAUUUUCUUGCCUGACUAUGAAUUGUUAAAAAGCCUGUUUAUCAGUGGGUCACUAACGACAUCAGAGAUAUACUUGUAAAAUUGAAGGUGUUCUCGCUGUAGCAUUUGAGUUAGUACUAGUAUGUUUAGCUUGUCUUUUCUACCACUUAGCUCACAGUACUGACAUGUGCGUGUGCAGUGGAGGUCACAACGUAAGGUGAAACUGCAGAAGUCACAGUACAGAAAUGUGAUUGAAAGAAACUAAAUGUGCCCUGCAACACGCUUGUUUACUAUUUCCUGCAUUUAAAGUGCUGAUAAUCUCUUUGUAACUAUAACUGCUAACCAGGCCAAUUGAUUAAAGUGCAUAAUUAGUAACACCACAGAGGCAAAUACAAAUCAGUGGUGACAAACAGAAUAUGAGCUCGCUGUGAUAAGGGACAAUAGAAUUAUGGUAUUAUAGUACAGUCGAACCUCGAUAUAACGAAGUUGUACUUGCAGUGAAAAACUUUGUUAUAUCGCGAAUGUUGUUAAUUUGAGGAUUUGUUAAUUCAAUGGAACUGAGAUCAGGAAAUAGAAAUAGUUCAUUACAUAGCAAAUUUCAUUAAACUGAGGUUUGUUAUGUCGAGGUUUGUCUCUAGUAUGUAAACAUCGGAACAUGUACAAGCCUGUGGGGGAGGGAGGUCAAGAAAUAUGUUUGCCUUAGGCAUAUCCUCACGGCAGGGCAUUUGUGGUGCCGUGUUGAAGAAACUUAAUUCACCCCUGUUCAAGGAUGAGUGCACAGAGAUCCUACACUUGAUUGAGUUUAGCUCGGAUAAGCACUGCUGCUUUGCAUGCCAGAAAGAAGCAUCCAUACCAAGUGUGUACACUAAAAGCCUGCACAUAAUAUGCACUAAUGCAUAAUAUGCAGGACAAUUUCAGCUGUGAGAGAACAAUAACGAAAAAUAAGUUUAUCUAAAUAACAUAAGUGAAGCACACUUUCUCCUUUUUUUCUUUUUUUUUUUGUCACGUAAGAUUGGAUUCUUUAGUACCCGAUAGUAACAUGUGAAGCAAAUUUAAUGUGCCUGUCUGGAGGGGGAAGAACUUAUAGUUUCUGUGGAAUUUAGGGUAUUGCCUGGCAAAACGUCAAGUUUUAAAGAAGUUUUUCACCUCGGAUUGACAUCUGCUUUUGUUUUUUCUGUGGUUAUUCCUGACCAGACAAGAGUUUGUCAGACUCUCGACUUCACUUUACUUACUUCACAUUUUCCAUGAGCCUUAUUUUAAUGCAUCGAAAUAUGUUAUUGUUGAGAUCUUUGUUUCUGCUUACAGCAUGGUAUUUUACAGAGGGAAUGUCUCCUCCAAGCAAACAGAAAUGGCCGAGUGCAAUGGCUCCCAUGAUGAUGGUCUAGACUCUAGGCCGUCAUCAUUAACUGCAUUGUCUUUGACUGAACGAGACAGUAUGAUUGAAAACAAGUGCACACAAAAUGGAAGUACUUGGGCAUUGUUUUCUAAUUAAAUUUUAAUUUGGUAAAUCAUCUAUAUGCAGAUAAACGAGCAGCCAGUAUUCAGUGAAGAAAAACUAAAAAUAAAAGUAAGUUGGGGAAGGGGGUUUAAGGAACACAAACUUCAACAAACCAUUAACACUGAAAAUGUGAUGAGUAGAACGUUCAGUGCUUGUUUUAAUUGGCAUAUAUAAUUGGGAUGGCUUGCCAAAUGUAGCCAAUAGAGCCACAAAACAGUUAACAGUGCUGUUCAGGAGCUGCUGAUAAACAAAGUAGGCAUGACCAUUUUACACCCAAGUUUCCACCUAUGUGUCCUCCCAGCCAAAAAAACACUUGUCUGGUUUUCGAAAGAGGCAACUGCAUAAGUUCAUGAAAACUGCCUAGUUGGGCAGAAGCCCAACUAGGCAGUUUGCCCAUUCUUAUAUUGCAUGGUUGCCCAUAUUUAUAUUGCAUGGAUAAUGGCUGCCUGUCUAAUUAGCCAGCCUUGAGCUACAGGACAAAAAAAGUAGUGUGUGGCUCACGAGCCAAGGUUUAACCCCUGUGAUCUUUUGAAUUGGAAGUGCACUGGCUAGCCUGAGCCCUCUGUUUGCUGAAACUUCGUUUUAACUGUCAUCAGUAAUUUUGUUUAACUGAUUCCUAUGCAUGCAACUGCCUUUGUCAAUAGUAUUAUGCCUGUUGGUCUUGCCAAGGGUCAUACAUUCUAAGGAGUCACCGGUGAAGAGUGAUGCACAGUGUCAAAUUUUAACAGUGCAGUUAUGUAACACGUAUUUUUUAUGUAAGGAAUGGCAUUGGUAGUUGGGCUGUACAGGCGUCUUGGGUGCAUAGGGUAUUUAUUAAAAUAAAUAAAGCGUCCAUACCACAA